Seminavis robusta is the source of this 1037-nucleotide messenger RNA. NCBI's taxonomy places the organism in Eukaryota, Bacillariophyta, Bacillariophyceae, Naviculales, Naviculaceae. The record is from the annotation of a GenBank genome assembly.
AAAACGUGCCACCAACUCUCCAAGUCUCCCUUUGCCGAUUUCCUUUGUCUAAAACUCGGACGAGGAUAGAGAGAUAGACUAACUUGGUUGGCUUGAUCCAUUGAUCCCUGAAAACAAAAAGUGGCAGGAAGGAAACUCAGUGAGAAACCAAUGGGUGCAGCAGCCAGUUCGUCGACCAUCGUGCCAGAGGCCACCGAUCGAGACUUUGACCAUGUGCAUCGAAUCCCUGCGAGUGUCAUGGUGGACAGCUUCAAGGCGGGUACCCAACCGGGAGAAGUCUACGAGCUCAACAUGAAGACCAACCCGCGAGGACGAAUCACAUAUGCCAAUGACGCCACAACCUUUCCACUCAAAAUCAAGGGUGGCUCUCGAAUGCUCUUGGAAGAUCGGGAGACCAAAAAGGUGCAUGCCUUCAUUUAUCGAGGAGACGGAAAUCAGUACCAAAUCUACUCCCUCAAGCCUUGUCACGAGGGUCAAGAACACAGUACCAACCGACAGAAUCCUGGCCAGCAGCUCUAUGAAUGGGCCACGAUCAAGCAAGUGAAAGACAAAAAACAAUGCUACCAGAUGGAAUCUCGGGAUUACCCCAAAAAUCCCACGGUAUACACGGCACAACCAACCAGAAGUGGAAAUUCACUCCUGGUGGAAUGCGGGAGACUGACGUGUGGCAUGAUUAAACGAGGGAGAAACGAAGAUGGAAGCUUUAGUGAUCCUUUUUGGAAUAUCAAAAUUGGACCCGGAAUUGAUCCAGCGCUCUUCUUGUGCUUUGUAGCCAUUGUCGAUGAACUCCUGAUGAACGGCAGCAGCAGUCGCUGAGUACAUGAUGGCUUUGUUUUUGAGAGUUCGCUGCAAACGCAACUUGUUGCCGUCCACAAAGUGCGAUACCCAUGCUGCCAACCCGGCUUCUCCCUUGCAACGUGUUCCACUUUGGAAGUAGAAUGAAUGUUGCAAGCUAGAAGACUGACGGGUCAAACGGUAAACUGAGCUCGUUCCCUUGCAACUAGCUAUUACUAGUGCUUUUUAAAGAGUGAUGGCGC